UAAUGAGUGAAGAAGUUUGCUUUACAGAAAUCAAAAAAUAGAAUAGUAGUAAGCAUUUUCCAUUGAUAGACCUUACUGAAAUCAAACCUCAAGUCAGUUUCUUAGAGAGCUUAUGUAAAAUUCAUUAUUCUAAUUUGAUAGUAUAGAAAAAGUAUCAACUCAACAAAAAAAUAUAAUAAUACACACUAGGUAAAGUAUAUUUGGAGUCUCAUAAUGAGAAAGCAAUAUUUAGAGUUUUUUAGGAUUCUGAUCUGAACAUCUCUUCAAUAUUCUAAAAGAAACUAAAUAAAACAUCAGUUGAUGAUGAUGUAAUGACUACAAGUUCUUAAAUUGCCAAUGCUAAUAGAUAAAAUAGGAAGGACGUAAUUUUUAGAAUUUUUGAAGUAGAGAAACCUCAACGUCCUAAAUAGAUUCCCUUAGAAGAAAUGGAACGUUCUCUCUUUGGUUCUACUUAAGAUAACAAUCCAUUCUUCACACAAUAACUCCAAGUAGCCAAUGCAAGUAAAUUGUUUUUAUCAUAAUGA
Molecule: messenger RNA, 524 nt
Organism: Paramecium pentaurelia
Lineage: Eukaryota; Ciliophora; Oligohymenophorea; Peniculida; Parameciidae
Source: the annotation of a GenBank genome assembly